Messenger RNA from Paramecium octaurelia, 669 nucleotides. Lineage: Eukaryota; Ciliophora; Oligohymenophorea; Peniculida; Parameciidae. The record is from the annotation of a GenBank genome assembly.
AUGGCUAAGAUUAAAAAUGGAAAAAAUUAUUAAAAAUCAUUACUUCAUCAACUGGAAUAGUAAUAAUAAAGCAUUCAAAAAAAUAUCAAAAAAUUUAAACAAGCACCAUCUGAAGAAAAAAUAAUUGAAGGCAAAGUUUCUCCUUAUAUGCUCUUAGAAAGAAGAACUAAAAGAGAAGAAUAGAAAUACAAUAUUCAAAAGAAAAUACGAUUACCUUAUAGUAUAAAAUUCAUAUAGACAUUAAGAUUAAGAAUUUUACCCAGAAGUUCCUAAUUUAUCAUUUCCCAAUUAAUUACUAGAUUGUAUAAUCAAGGUGAUUUGCUCAUUUGGGAACAGUGCUAAGCAUAAUUAAAUAACCAAAAACUUAAGUUUAUUUUAUACAAAUGAAGUUCAAGAAGAACUUGUUAAUUUCAUCUUAGCUGAAUCAGAGGAAUCUGGAACAAUUUAUGAAUUAGAAGGAAAAUUUAAAGUGACAAGCGCUUUAAUCUAAAAAGUAAUUAAAAAUAGUUAUAAUAGCAAUACAAUGAUUAAAUUGGAUAAAAAAUGAAACAUGAAGAUAUUGAUGAGAACGAUAAUGAUUAAUACCAUUCCCCUUCGAAUGACCAAGUUUAAAGUAAAUAUUCAUUAUCAAUUAUAGAAGAUAGAGAGAUUGAAGCCGAAAUCAGUUGA